UUUUAUUUUAUCAGUCGAAUUAGUUAAAAAUUAAUUAAUUAGAUUUUUUUAAUUUUAAUUAGCAGUAGUGAAUAAAUACCUAGUUAGUUCUACUCAAGUCUCAACACUUCCGCGCAGACCUAGCCACCGCCGUAGCCUCAGGAUAAUGGAUUCGGAGUCUGAAGACACGAAAUCACAGCGAGAGUCACUAUCCAAGAAGAUUAAAAGCAAGAAGAACAAAAAGAAACAGGAUGAUACUUCGUCUGAAACGAUUAAUGCUAAGGUCCAAGUUGUCCCUGAGAACCCGAAUAAAACGUCUCCUAUUAUUGGCUAUUUCCCUUCUGGCUUUGAUCCACUCAAGUCUUAUGGCAGCAGUUCUGGUCCAACUGGUUUCCAACUUUACCGGCACAGAAACAUGACCAAAAGGCUUCAGCUUGUGGUCAGCCCUGCUGGCGCUCCGGUUGAAUUCGUUGGAACAAGUUAUACUGGAGAGGCUGCGGCUGGACACCGAGCCAUGUAUGCACUUGGAGUCUUUGACAAGAAAGCUCAGACUCUGAAAGUUGUGCCCAUUGCUGCUAAUAAGAUAUUCAGGUUGGAGCCAAAAGUUAAAGCCUUGGAAGCGCUUGACAAGGAGCCUGCAAUUUCAACAGUGGAAGAGCUGACUCCUGCAGAUUCAGCUUUGAAACAGAGACAGACUACUGCUAUGUUGGGAACAAAGAGGGACAUAGAGAGGAAUAGAAGGAAGGACGCUCUCAGACAGGGUGAUGAUCCUGAAUCUCAGAAGAAUCUGGGUGAAAAAGUUAAGGACGUUGCCGUUAACAAAGAGGCUCUUGAAAGUACAGAAGUUCAUGUUUCUCGUAAUUUACCACCAUAUGAUGCUUCUGCAACUACACCUCAGGAGGCUUAUAUAUUGGAUAAAAUCAUCCCUAAAAAAGAAUGGGAAUACCUUGAAGACAUUUAUGAUAUGUUGCAACUUGGGGAGGAAGCAGACUUCAGUGCUUAUCCAACUUUUAUUUCCAACAGGAUAGCAAGGUUAAAGGGGAUUAAGGAUGAGGCGGAAAAGAAGAAGAUGUCUUGCAUAUUCUCAUACCUCAAUCAUCUUAUAAAGUUUAAAGAUCAGCACACCAUGCAGGGUGUUUCCUCUGCAAAGAGCCAUAAAAUCCCCCCCAUUCUGCGUUAUAAAUUUUCAUCAAUGUUUGGUGCUACUGAAUCAAGAAGGCUGCCUAACGAUGAGUUGAAUCUGCUUAUUUGUUAUGUCCUGGUGCUGACUCUUUUCUCUGAUGAAUUCCGAACUGACUACACAGAUAUAUCAAAGGAUCUGAGGAUGAGUGUAUUGCUCGUGAGACAACAUUAUUCGGAUUUGGGUUGCAAAUUUCUAAGCCAGAAUAAAAUUUCCUAUGCAACGCUUCCUGUCCCUCUUAAGUUUCCUGAUUCGAAGCAAAGGAAGCGAAAAAGAUAGUAAAUGGAUCACUUCUGGAGGUUGCCAUUUUGGUGCAGUGAUGUCAAAAAUUGCUAUCCAACCCCUGUAGUGGUAGCAUUUUUGAGUUAUUGUUUUUUAUUUGCAUACAUUUAAGCCAUGUUUUUGCUGUUUGGAUAAUUAAGAACGUGAUUAUGAAAUUAACAUCACUUUAUUUGGACUAAAGUUUACGAUUGGCUUGGGUUCAA
Messenger RNA from Lotus japonicus, 1644 nucleotides. RefSeq lists its product as uncharacterized. The coding region runs from base 146 to 1438 and encodes 430 amino acids. Gene Ontology annotation, biological process: nucleolar large rRNA transcription by RNA polymerase I; transcription elongation by RNA polymerase I; RNA polymerase I preinitiation complex assembly. Gene Ontology annotation, cellular component: RNA polymerase I complex. Lineage: Eukaryota; Viridiplantae; Streptophyta; Magnoliopsida; Fabales; Fabaceae. The transcript is spliced from 5 exons. The record is from RefSeq and is a predicted model, not a curated record. Gene Ontology annotation, molecular function: DNA binding.